CUACAGUAGUACUAGUAUGUCCUACACGAGUGCACUCGAAUUUCUCAACGCAACAUGUCACGGCUCGGCAAGAAGGAGCGGGUAGACCGGUCUCAGAUCAACUACUCCCUCGUCGAGGGGGCCGCCAUGAACGACAUUGCCAAGCUCGACGCAGCAUUGGAGCAAGGUGCCGAGGUCGACUGCCGCUACGAAGGAUUCACGCCGCUGUAUCUGGCCGUGAUGAAAGGAUAUACGAAGGCGGCCCGUCGACUCUUGCUUCACGGCGCCGGAACCGAAACACUAUGCAAUAAACACCGAACAGCCAUUAUGAUUGCGGCAAGUCGUGGGCAGAAGCGAUCGGUGAAGUUACUUCUGGAACACCAUGCUGACGUUCAUCGGACAGACGAAGUGCGACCAACCAGCACUUGACGAUUUCAACCUGACCUUGUGUGUUUACGUUCUAGUGUGGGGCUACAGCGAAACAAUUAGCGCUCAGGAAUGGACAUGCCGACGUGGCAGCGCUGCUGCUCGAAGCGGAAAGCGCCAAUGCGACUCGGGAUUCUCGCCUUCGCGCGCAUCUGCUGCCAUAAUAUUCCCCAUUUAUCUCAACCUUGCCAAUCCUUGUCGUUGUUCAUGGGGACGACUCCAUCGAUCAUUCUCACUAACGUUAAGUUGGGAUCAUCUAUUGAGCCGAGC
Aphanomyces astaci is the source of this 675-nucleotide messenger RNA. RefSeq lists its product as hypothetical. The coding region runs from base 55 to 408 and encodes 117 amino acids. The record is from RefSeq and is a predicted model, not a curated record. NCBI's taxonomy places the organism in Eukaryota, Oomycota, Saprolegniomycetes, Saprolegniales, Verrucalvaceae. The transcript has 3 exons. Gene Ontology annotation, molecular function: protein binding.